Molecule: messenger RNA, 2245 nt
Organism: Equus quagga
Lineage: Eukaryota; Metazoa; Chordata; Mammalia; Perissodactyla; Equidae
Gene: HSD3B7
Product: hydroxy-delta-5-steroid dehydrogenase, 3 beta- and steroid delta-isomerase 7
Exons: 7
Coding region: 365-1645 (426 amino acids)
Biological process (GO): steroid biosynthetic process
Molecular function (GO): 3-beta-hydroxy-Delta5-steroid dehydrogenase (NAD+) activity
Source: RefSeq, a predicted model, not a curated record
GUGGGAUGGGGGUUGAGGACAACGGGGAAGAGAGGGGGAAAUGGGUGGCCUGGAGUUUGUGAUCUGUAGAGGGGCAAGAGUGCACACCUGCAGACUCAGCCACCGUUGCUCUGGGCCACCUGAUAAGUUGGAACAGCCAUCCAGAAAUGCCUCUACAAGGCCAGCCAGAUCUGGGCCAAGGUCAGGUCUCCCUCCCUUUCCCCGCUGCCGCUAGGCUUCUGGCCUCCUGGGGAAUCCAGGAAGAGGGAAGGACUGAUGUCAUGUAGUGGGAGUGAGGUCACCCUGUCUGCUCCAUCCUGUGAGCUGAAACCUCUCAGCACCCACCCAGCAGGUUCUGGCUUCCCCAAGUUCUCCCUGAAACCAGAUGCCCGUGGAGGAAAGAGUAGCCACCAGGGGGCGCCUGUGGCAAGAGUGUGGUGGACCAAGGGGUGGAGGCUGGGCAGGUCUCUGUUCCUGGAAUGGGCCAGGAGGGAGGAGGAGCAAGCGGAAGGGGAGGGUGUGUUUCUGGCCGGCUCGCCCAGGCCGACGAGAAGACAGCCCCUCCGGUGGCCAGUCUGGGCGCCCUGUGACCGUGGCUGCAGGUGGCUGUGGCUUCCUGGGGGAGCAUGUGGUGAGAAUGCUGCUGCAGCGGGAACCCCGGCUCUGUGAGCUGCGGAUCUUUGACCUGCACCUGGGUCCCUGGCUGGACGAGUUGAAGACAGGGCCCGUGCGGGUGACUGCCAUCCAGGGGGAUGUGACCCAGGCCCACGAGGUGGCAGCGGCUGUGGCUGGAGCCCACGUGGUCAUCCACACGGCUGGGCUGGUGGACGUGUUUGGGAAGGCCAGUCCUGAGACCAUCCAUGAGGUCAACGUGCAGGGCACACAGAACGUGAUUGAGGCUUGUGUGCAGACUGGAACACAGUUCCUGGUCUACACAAGCAGCAUGGAAGUUGUGGGGCCCAACGUCAAAGGCCACCCCUUCUACAGGGGCAAUGAGGACACCCCAUAUGAAGCAGUACACAGACACCCCUAUCCUUGCAGCAAGGCCCUAGCUGAACGGCUGGUUCUGGAAGCCAAUGGAAGGAAGGUCCGCGGGGGGCUGCCUCUGGUAACAUGUGCCCUGCGUCCCACUGGCAUCUACGGUGAAGGCCACCAGAUCAUGAGGGACUUCUACCACCAGGGCCUGCGCCUGGGGGGUCGGCUCUUUCGGGCCAUCCCAGCCUCUGUGGAGCAUGGCCGGGUCUAUGUGGGCAACGUGGCCUGGAUGCAUGUGCUGGUGGCCCGGGAGCUGGAGCAGCGAGCGGCACUAAUGGGUGGCCAGGUGUACUUCUGCUAUGACAAAUCACCUUAUAAGAGCUACGAGGACUUCAACAUGGAGUUCCUGCGCCCCUGUGGACUGCGGCUGGUGGGCACCCGCCCGCUGUUGCCCUACUGGCUGCUGGUGUUUCUGGCUGCCCUCAAUGCCCUGCUGCAGUGGCUGCUGCGGCCGCUGCUGCUCUAUGCGCCCCUGCUCAACCCCUACACACUGGCUGUGGCCAACACCACCUUCACCGUCAGCACCAACAAGGCUCAGCGCCAUUUUGGCUAUGAGCCCCUGUUCUCAUGGGAGGACAGCCGGACCCGCACCAUUCGCUGGGUGCAGGGCGUGGAGAGCUCAUCCCAGUGACGGUGGAGCUGGGACCUAGAAGCCCAGCAUGGCACAUCCUUCUGGGUCCAGAGCCCUCAAACCCUGGAUGGGAGGAAAGGGUCUGGUGCCAGACUGGCUCUUCUGGAGCUUUCCACAGUUUAAUUCCAUGGGCCAUGAGUCUGUCCUGAUGCCCCUAAGUUCUAGGGCAGGAGUGGCUUCACUCUCAACCCAGGCCUGACGGCUGGCUGGUGAGAGCCUGACUUCCCUGGUGUUCUCAACUGCCCAUCCCAUUGCUGGAUUUUCCAGCAGGAAGCGGGUAGAAGUUCCACAGGCCUCAUGCUGGCCUUCUGACGUCUAAGCAUGAUCCUCAGGCCUGGACUCAGAGUGAAGGUGCUUUCUGGCUCCUCUACCAUGUUUGUCCCUUCUUGGGGGGUCAUAGUCUCAUUAUUUUAAAACAUUGAUCACCUUUAGACAUUUAUCUUGUAAUUCUCUUCAAUGAAAUCUGAGGAAAUCCAUGUAUUUUCACAUGUUCCCGCCCCUAUACCCAAAUCAGUUCCUGCAAUAUUGUUACAUCUCUGCCUGAGGAUGCCCCAGCAAUGUUGUACCUGGCCAAGCCCUGGAUUAAAACUCCUUAUCCAA